Messenger RNA from Sphenostylis stenocarpa, 153 nucleotides. NCBI's taxonomy places the organism in Eukaryota, Viridiplantae, Streptophyta, Magnoliopsida, Fabales, Fabaceae. The record is from the annotation of a GenBank genome assembly.
AUGGGGAAUGGACUUACAUAUAAUCUGACUUUGGUCAAACAUCAUUCAACUCUUGCUCAUAAGAUUACUUUACUUGCCUUGUUGGAUAGGGAAAUAACAAGAAGGGCAUUCAUUACUGCCAAUAAAUUCAGCAUAGCAAAACUGCAGAUCUGA